Molecule: messenger RNA, 2502 nt
Organism: Knipowitschia caucasica
Lineage: Eukaryota; Metazoa; Chordata; Actinopteri; Gobiiformes; Gobiidae
Source: the annotation of a GenBank genome assembly
AUGACGGUGGAUUUUGAAGACUGCAUCAAGGAUUCCCCCCACUUUCGGGCUAACAUUGAUGAAGUGGAGACAGAUGUUGUGGAGAUUGAAGCCAAGCUUGACAAGCUGGUCAAACUGUGCAGUGGGAUGAUCGAGGCAGGAAAAGCCUACGUCAGCGCCAACAAACUGUUCGUCUCCGGCAUCAGAGACCUGUCGCAACAGUGCCACAAGGAGCCCAUGAUCUCGGAGUGUCUGGAAAAGUGCGGGGAGAGCCUCCAAGAAAUCAUCAACUACCACAUGAUUCUGUUUGACCAGGCCCAGCGCUCCAUCAAACAGCAGCUGCACAACUUCAUAAAAGAUGACGUGCGCAAGUUUAAAGAAACAAAGAAGCAUUUUGACCGAGUGCGCGAGGACAUGGAGAUCGCACAGGUGAAGAACGCUCAGGCUCCAAGGACCAAACCUCACGAGGUGGAGGAGGCCAGCAGCGCCCUGAACAUCAGCCGCAAGUGCUUCAGACACCUGGCCCUGGACUACGUGCUGCAGAUAAAUGUCCUCCAGGCAAAGAAGAAAUUUGAAAUCCUAGAUGCAAUGUUGUCAUUUAUGAACGCUCAGUAUUCACUCUUCCAUCAAGGCUACAACCUGCUGGACGAGAUCGAUCCGUACAUGAAGAAGCUAGCCGCGGAGUUGGAUCAGCUAGUGAUUGAUUCGGCCAUGGAGAAGAGGGAAAUGGAGCAUAAACACGCCACCAUUCAGCAGAGGACCCUCUUACAGGAUUUUUCAUAUGACGACUCAAAGGUGGAGUUUAACGUGGACGCGCCGAAUGGAGUGGUGAUGGAGGGAUAUCUGUUUAAAAGAGCCAGCAACGCAUUCAAAACAUGGAACAGGCGCUGGUUUUCCAUUCAGAACAGUCAGCUGGUCUAUCAGAAGAAGCUCAAGGACUCUCUGACGGUGGUGGUGGAGGAUCUGCGUCUCUGCUCCGUCAAACCGUAUGAAGACAUCGAGAGGAGGUUCUGCUUUGAGGUCGUCUCUCCCUUCAAGAGCUGCAUGCUUCAGGCUGAAUCAGAGAAGCACAGACAGGCCUGGAUUCAGGCCGUCCAGGCCAGUAUCGCCUCAGCCUACAGAGAGAGUCCAGACACAUAUUAUAUUGAGCAUUUGGACAGAACGGCCUCCCCGUCCACCAGCAGUAUCGACUCUGCCUCUGAGCCACGUGAGCGCAGUGUGCGAGGUGAGUCCAUCCUGCAGAGGAUCCUGGGACUUCAGGGCAACGAGCUGUGCUGUGACUGUGGACAGACGGAGCCGCGCUGGGCCUCCAUCAACCUGGGCAUCCUGCUGUGCAUCGAGUGCUCCGGCAUCCACAGGAGUUUAGGGGUCCACUGUUCGAAGGUGCGCUCGCUCACGCUAGACUCCUGGGAACCAGAAUUAUUAAAGCUCAUGUGUGAACUCGGGAACAGCGUCAUCAACCACAUUUAUGAAGGAUCGUACCAAGAGAAGGGGCUGAAGAAACCAACGCCCACCAGCUCCAGGCAGGAGAAGGAGGCCUGGAUCAGAGCCAAGUACGUGGAGAAGCGUUUCCUGAAGCGUAUGGGUUCUCCAGAUCUGGUCCUGAACGGAGAGAGGAGACCAGAGCGACGCUGGAGCGUGAAGAAGUGCAGACGGCACCACAGCGCCACCACUGCCCCUAAAGGCCGCAGGAGGUAUCUGCAGGAGCCCGGGAGCACGUCCCCCUCCACACUGUCCGCAGCUGCAGCAAAGUUCAGAAGAGAAUCGCUGUUUUGUCCUGAUGAGCUGGACUCACUGUUCUCCUACUUCGACACAGGAUCAGGGCCUCGAAGCCUCAGCAGUGACAGUGGACUCGGAGGCAGCACAGAUGGAAGCUCAGACGUCCUAGUGUUUGGAUCAGUGGUCGACAGUGUCACCGAGGAAGAGUGUGAGGUGUCUGAAGACUCCAGCGUGGAGGCCGAGAGCUCCGACACAGAGGAGCUGACAUCUCUGCACCCUGGGGCCCUGCUCUUCAAAGCCUCCAGGGCCAGGAACCUCCCGGUGAUGGCCGAAGCACUGGCCCACGGAGCGGACGUCAACCUGUCCAGUGAGGAGGAGGAAGGGAAGACGCCGCUCAUACAAUCUGUGAUCGGGGGUUCGUUGGUCGCCUGUGAAUUCUUGUUACAAAACGCAGCCGACGUGAAUCAAAAAGACUCGCGGGGGAGAGGCCCGCUGCAUCACGCCACUUACAUGGGUCACACGGGGCAGGUGUGUUUGUUCCUGAAAAGAGGAGCGACUCAGAACAAUGAAGACGAUGAUGGACUGGAUCCUCUGAGCAUCGCGGUGCAGCAGGCCAACGCCGAUAUAGUCACACUGCUUCGUCUGUCGCGGAUGAACGACGAGAUGCGGGAGGCAGAGGGUCCGCUCGGGCAGCCAGGAGAUGCUACGUACGUUGACAUCUUCCGAGAAUUCUCCCACAUGGCGUCACACAACCCAGAGAAGCUGAAGCGGAGGAGUGUGCACUUUCGACACUCCUUCAGGUAG